AUUACAUUGCAUUGAGCUUCAUAUGCCGCAGGUCGAAGCGACGGAAUCGCUGCAGCAGCUCGUGCGCGACUAUCUCGCAACGCAAGUGAAGAAGGGACAGCAACUUCAGCAGAAGCACAAACAAGCGACGGCGACGACAACGACGACGACGACGAGUGAUCUGCGCGCCGAGCUGCAGGCGGCACAGUCAGCAUGGGACGAAGCGAAGGCCAAAGCCACCACGACAAGUACCACUGCAACCAGUACAACCAGUACAACUGCGACGAGUACAAGUAGUAAAGAGGCGGUUGAUGAAGCAACGCCAUUGCAAAGACCUGCGUUGCUCAUUGAAUUUGCACUGGUCAAGCGAUUAUGGCAACAGCUCAAGCAAGACCAGCCGGCGUUGACAUUGCACAAGGUGUUGCAUGGCUCGCAGAUCGUUCCCCCAGCCAUGCCUGAAAUUGUUCGAAGCCCCGAACUCGUCGCACGAUUGGCCAAGCUGAAAGUCCUAGUCGAAGAAAAAAACUAUGCGCGAAUGACAAGAGGCCUCACCGCCCACGCCGAGGAGCCAAACAUCAACCCGCUCGAGCUCAAGAAGGUCGAGCAAAUCUUUUCCCUAAUUUUCGGAACGAUUCUGUCCGGUGUUGCCGUGUUUGCUGCAGGCUACAAGGUGUCUGAGCAGGUCUUUCCAGGCAACACGGCCAUGAUGGUCUUGUGCGGCAUGCUGGCUGCGUUCGUUGCAUUGGGUGCUGAGCUGUACUUUAUCAUCAAGUUCUCGUUGUAAUUUCCAAACGAACGAACGAACGAACGAUUAAUUAUCAAUUGGAACAACAAAAAGAAUAAGCAACAAGGAACCAAAACAAAGACAAUCAUCAAGCACGUCUUCACCUAUUCUUCGUUAAGCAAAGAACACGACGAAAACAAUAAAGAAUACUAUCAAAACGGC
Molecule: messenger RNA, 925 nt
Organism: Capsaspora owczarzaki ATCC 30864
Lineage: Eukaryota; Filasterea; Ministeriida; Capsasporidae
Exons: 3
Coding region: 23-763 (246 amino acids)
Biological process (GO): vacuolar proton-transporting V-type ATPase complex assembly
Cellular component (GO): endomembrane system
Source: RefSeq, a predicted model, not a curated record